AUGUCAGUAGUAUACAAGAUAAAGCUAAAUAUCAAUUUUCGAUAUACAAUGCAACCAAACAGUAAUCGACCAGUUUUUAUUGUUCAGCCAUCGAAUAUAACUCAUCUAAAUGUUCGACCAACAAUUAUUACUACAGGUGGUCAACCGAUUCAACCUCAAUUUCCACAACAACAACAACAACAACAGCAACAAACGCAGUCACAACUUGUAUAUCAGAUUCCAACUGUAAGACAGCCAACAAUGCCACAACAGGCAUCCACACUUUAUCAAGUCCAGCAGCAACAACAACAAGCACAGCCUCGUCUGGUUACAUCGACACCAGUCUAUAAUUCCUCGCAUCCACAACGAUUUGUUACAUCACCACCACAAAUAAUAACACCUAAUGCAAAUAUGUCUCCACGUUUGAAUACACUUCAAACAACGCAACGUCCAUUGAUGACUCCAACACAAGCAACAACAGUGCUCUUGGGACCAGCUGCUCCAAAAGUCUCUACACCGCCAACGAUUGUAGCAGCAGCAACUCCAGUGCCAGCUCCAUCACCGGCGACAACUUCACCACAUCCACCUGGCACCAAAGAAUUCAUAGUUAGAGUUCCGAAACCACAGGCGCAAUAUGGAGUGAUGGAAUUUGCCAGUGGUGUAUCCAUUGAUGUCAAAGAAUGGAAAUCGAUUCAAAUGCAACGUGAAAUCAACUCAUAUACUUAUCGUCCACCGACAAAUCUUGAUCAAAGUAACGCAUCUUCGACAACAAUUACAACGUCGCUUGGCGUCACUCUACCGAAAACCGGUGCUGGCAGUGAAUAUGGUCGAGAACAAAAGGAAGCAUUGAAACGAAAGCGCUAUGCUACGAAAGGAACAAAUAUGGAAGAUCUUCCUUGGGUACUAACAGAUCGUUCAUCCGCCGAUAAAAAAUGGAGACAUUAUCGAGGAAUGAAGAAAGGAGGUGUCACAACUAACUCGUCGUACUAUGUUUUUAUUCAAGGCAAAGAUGGUUUCGAAGCAUUUCCUGUCGAAGAUUGGUACGGUUUUACUCCAACGAAUGUGUAUAAGACACUAGACUUCGACGAAGCCGAAAAACAGUUUCAAGAACGACAUAAACAUCACAGCAAAUGGUAUCUAAUGCACAAAGUUAAAAGUGAGAACGACCCAGGUGAUGAUGGUGACAAUGAUGAUGAAAAAGGCAAGAAAAAAACCGGCAAAGGCAAACGUGAUUUCAAAUUACUUGACGCUGAGGAGUGGGCCAAUGAUAAUGAAGAAGAAGAAGACGACGAUGACGACGAUGGAGAUGUUGAUGGUGAUAAUGACAAGUCGAAUAAAAAGUCCAAAACUGGUAAAAAGAAUAGUAAGAAGCCGAAGACAGCUUGGACUUUAAGUGAUGAAGAAGAAGAAGAUGAAUUAGCGCAAAAGAAAGCCAAAAAAGCAAAGAAGGCUAAAUCCGAGAAAAGCGACGGACAAAAGGAGGAUUCGGAUGAUGGAGAUCAAGAAGGCUACGAAGUCGAAUACACCAGUGAUGAAUUAUCUUCUGAUGAAGAUGGAAAAGAUGGUGCAGCAGAGAAAUACGAAAUCAAAGGUGUUGAUGAGGAAAUGAAAGUUGUGCCGGACAUUGAAAAGAAAUUGGAACAGAUGGAUGAAAACAAUGGCGAAAUAGACUUUUUCGAUGAUGAUGAAGAGGAAGAAGUUCCAGAUAUGGAUGAUAUGGAAGAUGAAGCGGGUAAAGGCUCAGGUGGUGACCUCAAUGAUUUCGGUAAACUGUUUGCGAAUGAUGCAAUCAAAGAAAUAGAAUCAAGUUCGGAUGAUGAUGAUAUGGACGAUUCGGACGAUCCAGACAAAGAAUCAAACGAACCAGUUGCUAGUUCAGUGAAUAGUCAACCAAUUCCAUCAGAACAAGUGAAAACUGAAAAAGGCCAUAAGAAAGCUCGAGAAGAAGAAAUGCGUGCAAUCAAAUCAAAAGUGAUGUCCCUCCCAACGACACCGUCGAACCCUACCGAUGCAAUUACGGAAGAAAAAGUUCGAAGUUUACUUCAACGUAAACCGAUGACAAUCGGCGAGUUGAUUCAAAUGUUUUUGCCUAAAUUAGAAAGUCAACGAACGAAAGAACUCAAAGAUAGUAUCGUUCAAAAAUUAGCAACAGUUAUAAAGCGAUUAGACCUCGAGGAGAAGAUUAUCAACAAGAAGAAACAUAUUAAAUUGAAGUCAACUUAA
Messenger RNA from Adineta ricciae, 2202 nucleotides. The record is from the annotation of a GenBank genome assembly. NCBI's taxonomy places the organism in Eukaryota, Metazoa, Rotifera, Eurotatoria, Adinetida, Adinetidae.